CCCUCUCUUCACCGGUCCAGGUAGGCCGCGAUAACAACGAAGAUGGCUUCUGCGACCAAACCAGUCGCCUUCUUUCUUCUCAUCUUUCUGUUUCCUUUCUCUCUCCAUGCAUCAAAAUCUGCAGACCCAACUCCAGCUCCCUGGCCACACCAAUUCCACUCAAUACUCAUCAUGAACCAAACUCAAACUGGCGCCCUCCAGGUAAACGAUCUCUGGUACGACUGGCCCAAUGGCCGAAACUUCAACAUACUUCAGAACCAGCUAGGCAAGCUCACUUAUGACCUUGAAUGGGACAAUGGAACCUCCUAUAUCUACACCUUGGACUCCGAUAAGGAAUGCAGGGUCUUGCAUUUCGAUGUGGGUAUUCUCCACCCAAACUGGCUCGAUGGUGCCACCUACCUGGGCCAACAAUACCUUGAUGGGUUUCUCUGCAAUGUUUGGGAGAAAGUAGACUUCAUUUGGUACUACGAGGAUGUCCUCACCAAGCGACCUGUUCACUGGCUCUUCUUCAAUGGGUAUAGUGCUCAUGUGAUGACAUUUGAGGAGGGAGCAGUACUGGAGGAUGCUAAUUGGCAGGCCCCUGUUUAUUGUUUUUUAGAUGAUAAGGAAGAAGAGAAGAGGAAUAGCCCUGUAACUGAAGUUGGGGUCCGGGUCAGUAAAGGGGUUCCGGGGAGGUUUAUUAGAGAGGUAAUCAAUGCCUCUGCAGGCUUACAGGCUGUAAUUGAAGGGGCAUAGCCCUAUCUCUUCAAGCUUUCGUUGUUUGAUAUUUGAAUAAUUGUCGACAAAAUGUCGAGGUUGGUUAGGCAUCAUGCUUUGGCUGCCAUGGUAAUUGUAUGCUAUAGUAUUGCUUAAAUACUACCUGAAAAUUGUGAUAGAAAA
This is a messenger RNA of Tripterygium wilfordii, 879 nucleotides long. RefSeq lists its product as uncharacterized. Bases 43 to 735 code for a protein of 230 amino acids. The record is from RefSeq and is a predicted model, not a curated record. The transcript has 2 exons. NCBI's taxonomy places the organism in Eukaryota, Viridiplantae, Streptophyta, Magnoliopsida, Celastrales, Celastraceae.